This is a messenger RNA of Debaryomyces tyrocola, 243 nucleotides long. The record is from the annotation of a GenBank genome assembly. Lineage: Eukaryota; Fungi; Ascomycota; Pichiomycetes; Serinales; Debaryomycetaceae.
AUGUCAUUUCCACAUUACGUUGCCAGUGUGUUUUCCAGCAAUGGUUUGGUCAGAUCUUUAUUUGGAGGGGCAUUUCCUCUUUUUGGUAAACCAUUGUAUGAUAAUUUAGCCACAAAACAAUUUCCUGUUGGAUGGGUGUCUAGUAUAUUGGGGUUCAUUUCGCUCUCCAUGAUUUCGAUUCCAGUGUUUUUUUAUUUAAAUGGUCCAAGGUUGAGAGCAAGAUCAAAUUAUUCAAAACGAUAA